CCUCCAAAAGUUAUGGCUUGGAUUCUAAAUUUGGAAGGCUAUCUGCGUUUAUCAGUUUGCGAUUUCUAAACCUUAAACGAAUAAUCUUGUAUUAACUCGAUUUUUAGUUAAUACAGAUUCUCUGUUUAGGGUUUAGAGUUUAGGCAAGAUUCACAGCAUGUUCAUCAGUUUCAAAUCAUUUUAUAAAGGAUUCGUUAUGCAAAAUAUGCUUGGGAGAAAAACAUCAAGGUUUGCUAAUAGAUGCAUUUUCCAUUAGAAGAAUCAUAAGCACGUGCAAUUCAAUACCGUGGUUCUUGGAAGUUUAUGUAAGACUUACUAUAUGGAGAGGAGGAUUUUGAUCUGAUUAUACCAUGCAUUCAUUUACAAACUUUUUGUACUUGAUAGAGGUUUCAAGAGGUACCUCGUGUUUCAGAAGUAGAAAUAGUGAGACAGGUGGUAGAAUAUGGAUGUAUAGUAAGUUUUAUGGUUAAUAUUGAUCAAGUGCUACUCGUUGACAUACUGCAUCUCACGUACGGCCUUAUUGAGUAUGGAUUUAUAUUAUCACCCAUUUUUAAGGGACAGAGGUGAAUCAAGUAGGAUUGCCUUGAUUCGCGAAAACAUUAAAUGGAAGUGGUUGAAUAUCGAUAUAUAAGUAGUUUACCUACCUGAUGUAUGGCCUUUUUUUGGUACUACUUUGUACUCAUUUUCAGAGUGUCACCCAUUUUUAAGGUUCUGCUGCUUAGGAUAUGUAGGCACCAUUGCUUCUCUAUUUUCUGUUGCCUAUGGUAACGAGCAAUUCAAAUUGUAAUGGGCAUUCCUGUUCCCUGGUGGUCUCUACAUAUCUUCAGAAAGCUACCUUGUAAUUAUUGGAAAGAGGAUAAAAUGGGACUGAAGAUGAUCUCCCUCAUCAAAAUAGAAUUCAAAGAGGUGGUGGCACUGCUGGGAAUGGAAGGCCUUCUAUCGUGGGUUCUGUUCCAUAUCCUAGGAUAUAUGAUGAAACUGAUAUGGAAGACAAAAUUCAUCUGCUCGAGCAAGAAGCAUAUAGAUCAGUCCUGAGAGCCUUUAAAGCUCAAGCCGAUGCCAUUACUUGGGAGAAGGAAAGUUUAAUAACUGAACUCAGGAAAGAGUUAAGACUGUCAAAUGAAGAGCACAGGGAACUUCUUGGCCAGGUUAAUGUAGAUGAAACGAUCCAAAGAAUAAGGGAGUGGAGACUGUCUGGUGGCUUUCAACCAGGCAUGCAUGGUGUUGGUCAAACUGUCCACGGUUCCUUGCCCCCUUCCUUCCCAGCUUCUCAUAAAAAAGAGAAGAUAGCCUUUGGAGGUCCCUCUCUUUUUCCCUCACAGUCAAUGAACCUAGCAAACCAGCCACCUUCAUCAGCUGUAAAGCAUGGACCCAUAAUGGGGCUGAAGAGCCAGCAGCACAAACGAGGUCAGAUACCCCCUGGUGCAUCUUCAAUAAAAAUGCAAUAUCCAUCCUCUAUUUCUGCUGGAAGAGGUCAGUUUGGUAACCGUAUUUCUUCAGGUGGCCUUACAGGAGGUUCAUUUGAUCCAUUAAUUGGAAGGAAAGUAAGGACCAGAUGGCCUGAUGAUAACAAUUUCUAUGAAGCUGUCAUAGCUGACUAUAGUCCGGCUGAGGGACUACAUGCUCUUGUUUAUGAUAUGGGCACUCCACAUGAAACAUCGGAGUGGGUCAACUUUGCUGAGAUCCCUCCUGGAGAUGUUCAAUGGGAAGGUGAAGAUCCUGGAAGUUUCCAUCAUGGAGGUUAUGGGUCAAAUAGACCAAUUGUGCGCGAGUCUGCUCCAGGUGCAGGAAGAGGUAGGGGCCUGAACAAAAGUCAAUCUGGGAAGGAUUUUCUGCCAUCACGGAAUGGCAUUGGAGAUGCAGGAGAUGGUGUUAUUGAAAUUUUCAACACUGAUGCUCUAAUUGAGAAGGUGGAAAGGAUUUUUGGGCAUGAUCAUCAAGACCCUAUGGACAUAGAGAAGGCAAAGAAACUUCUGAAGGACCAUGAACAAGAGCUUACCAAUGUCCUUGCAAGGCUUGCAAGUAUAUCGGAUGGUGAAGAUGAUGAUGGCGAUUUAGGACAUGGACAUCCAAUGGACUGAAAUUGGCAAUUUAAUCAUCAUGGGAACAAUUUGGACGGUAAAAGUGGUUUAGAUCGUGGCAGGUAGGGUAGGCGGUUUAGGA
Messenger RNA from Olea europaea var. sylvestris, 2163 nucleotides. RefSeq names its product protein EMSY-LIKE 3-like. Gene Ontology annotation, biological process: defense response to fungus. NCBI's taxonomy places the organism in Eukaryota, Viridiplantae, Streptophyta, Magnoliopsida, Lamiales, Oleaceae. Bases 984 to 2081 code for a protein of 365 amino acids. Gene Ontology annotation, cellular component: nucleus. The record is from RefSeq and is a predicted model, not a curated record. The transcript has 10 exons.